AUGAGUCAAGCGGCAGCGACAGCGGCAGACGCAACUGAUAGGAAUGUGGAAAUCUGGAAGGUAAAAAAGUUAAUAAAAAGUUUGGAAGCUGCUAGAGGGAACGGAACUUCUAUGAUUUCUCUUAUCAUUCCACCAAAGGAUCAAAUUUCUCGUGUGGCAAAAAUGUUGGCAGAUGAAUAUGGAACUGCUUCUAACAUUAAAUCUCGAGUAAAUCGUUUGUCUGUAUUGGCCGCUAUCACUUCAACACAACAAAGGCUGAAACUGUAUACCAAAGUUCCAACUAAUGGACUUGUCGUUUACUGCGGUACCAUUGUUACUGAUGAAGGGAAAGAAAAGAAAGUUAACAUUGAUUUUGAACCUUUUAAAGCAAUUAACACUUCAUUAUACUUGUGUGAUAACAAGUUUCAUACGGAAGCUUUAUCUGAAUUGCUGGAAUCGGAUAACAAAUUUGGUUUCAUUGUAAUGGAUGGUAACGGCGCUUUAUUUGGUACAUUGAGUGGUAAUACCAGGGAAGUCAUCCAUAAAUUUCAAGUUGAAUUACCUAAAAAGCAUGGCAGAGGUGGUCAAUCAGCUUUACGUUUUGCUCGUCUUCGUGAGGAAAAACGACACAACUAUGUUCGUAAAGUCGCUGAACUGGCUGUUCAGUUCUUUAUUACAAACGACAAAGUCAAUGUUACUGGGCUUAUUUUAGCUGGUUCCGCAGAUUUUAAAACUGAAUUAUCCCAAUCAGAUAUGUUUGAUUCGCGUCUUCAAACCAAAGUUAUCAAAUUAGUAGACGUUUCCUAUGGAGGAGAAAAUGGUUUCAACCAAGCGAUAGAACUUGCUGCCGAGAGCUUGGCAAAUGUCAAAUUCAUUCAAGAAAAGAAGCUUAUUUCGAAAUACUUUGAUGAAAUUUCUCAAGAUACUGGCAAAUUUUGUUUUGGUGUUGAUGAUACUCUAAAAGGUUUGGAAUUGGGUGCUGUUGAAACCUUGAUUGUUUGGGAAAACUUGGAUGUGUCCCGUUACGUCUUGAAAAAUUCUAGUGGUGCGGAAAUGGUUGUUCAUAUGACUAAGGAACAGGAAAAAGAUCGCUCCCUCUUUCUUGAUAAGGAGACGGGUAUUGAAAUGGAAGUGUGUGAUCGUAUGCCACUUUUAGAAUGGUUCGCCGAUCAUUAUAAGGAUUUUGGCGCCACCUUAGAAUUUGUAACCAAUCGCUCUCAGGAAGGCUCGCAAUUCGUUAAAGGGUUUGGCGGUAUUGGCGGCUUACUCCGUUACAAGGUCGAUUUCGACUCUUUGAAUUACGAUAGUGAAGAAGAUGGUUUCUUCUCUGAGAGGCGUCGAGGUGACAGGGCCGGCCGUGUUCCGACCAUAGGAGGUUAUGGUCUAUUGGUCAAAUUGAUCUAG
Molecule: messenger RNA, 1383 nt
Organism: Scutellospora calospora
Lineage: Eukaryota; Fungi; Glomeromycota; Glomeromycetes; Diversisporales; Gigasporaceae
Source: the annotation of a GenBank genome assembly